Cokeromyces recurvatus is the source of this 1245-nucleotide messenger RNA. RefSeq lists its product as uncharacterized. NCBI's taxonomy places the organism in Eukaryota, Fungi, Mucoromycota, Mucoromycetes, Mucorales, Mucoraceae. Gene Ontology annotation, molecular function: tRNA binding. The transcript is spliced from 7 exons. The record is from RefSeq and is a predicted model, not a curated record. Bases 1 to 1245 code for a protein of 414 amino acids. Gene Ontology annotation, cellular component: methionyl glutamyl tRNA synthetase complex.
AUGGCAUCCAUUCUUCGUAUUCCCGAGAAAUCAGGAAGUGAAAUUCUUUUAACUUACAAGUUAACAAAAUCUGAUGCUAAGCUUGAGACAGCUACUGAACUUUCUUUCGAAAUUGAUGGUGAAAAAUUAGAUACUCCUAAUACCAUCAUUAAAGCUAUUGUUUCUAAGUCUAAGCCUGAAUUAUUAGGUGCUGAUAAGGCUGAACAAGCACAGAUUGAAGAAUGGUUGUCUUUUACCAAUCAAUCUCUUCGAGGUGUUGGCAAAAAAGAAAUUGUAUCCAAUAUUGAGGUAAAUAAUAAAAUAUGUGUUAAAAAAAUAAAUGAACAUUUAAGCAACAAAACAUUCUUUGUCAAUAAUCGUUUAACUAUUGUUGAUGUUGUUAUUUUUGGUCUUCUUUAUGCUCAUAGUAAAAACAUCAAAGUAAACUCUGCUCCUAAUACUUUACGUUGGUUUGAUCUUAUUCAAAAUAUUGUCAUUAAAGCUAACAACUUGACUGAAGACUUCCCUCUUGUUGAAAUUAACCUUGAUAAUGUGCCUGAGCCUGCCGCUCCUGUUGUUGUUAAAAAGGGUGGUGAUGCUAAUGUUAAAAAGGGAAAUAAAAAAUCCGAAAAUACUGCAACCAAACCUAAAGACGAUAAUAAGAAGGAAGCUGCUGAAGGUGGUAUGGCUAAAAAGGAAAAGAAGAAGGCCGAAAAGAAGCCUACGCCCGCACCUGUUGAAACUGAUCAACCUGUCUUUUCUCGUAUUGAUAUUCGUGUUGGUUUUAUUAAAUCCUGUAAGAAGCAUGAAGGCGCUGAUUCACUUUAUGUUGAAGAAAUUGAUCUCGGUGAAGAAGAACCUAGAACGAUUGUUUCUGGUCUCGUUCGUUGGUAUCCCGUUGAGGAAAUGCAAAACCGUUAUGUUCUUGUUUUAGCCAACUUGAAGCCUGCUAGUAUGCGUGGUAUCAAAUCUUACGGUAUGGUUUUGUGUGCCUCUGCUCCUGAUGGCUCUGCUGUUGAAUUAUUAGGUCCUGUUGAUACAUCUAAGGUUAAACCUGGUGAUCGUGUUUAUGUUGAAGGACAUGAAGGAGAGCCUGAGAAGGUAUUAAAUCCCAAGAAGAAAUACUGGGAAACUGUUCAACCUGAACUUCAUACCAAUGAUGAUCUUGUUGCUUACUAUGGAGAUAAGCCUCUUCUUAUUAAGACUGCAUCUGGUGAAGCUAUUCAAUGUAAGGUUGCUACUGUCAAGAAUGGUGGUAUUAAAUAA